AUUUUGUAUAUUGGUUGAUUCUUGGUGGAGUGGCAAGUGCGAAUAAUUUGAGCAAAACUAUUCACUUAAAAGUAUAUUCACUUAAAAAAAAUGUCCAAAGUGAUUCGAAGAGAUAUUUCACCAAUGCUUCAAGAGUUACGUAAUUUUCUCUUGGGUAGAAAACACAAUAAUGCACUUCGUUGGGAGGAUGGAAUAGCGGCUAGGACUCAACCCCCACCGAAUUUGCCGGAAGGACCUUACCACAAAUUAUCUGCAAACCAUUACGUUCUGCGUGAUGCUCGUCGUGAGGUUACUCAUCCAAUCAAUCUGUCAUCACCGGUAUUGCUUGGGGAAAAAAGCUCGGCAAAAAAGCUUCCAACUCCAGGAAAAUCCUACGCAUGGGAUAAGCACUAGCAUGGAUACUGCUCUUGCAUGAUUCGUUGAAACUGUAUAACGUUAAUAAAAUUUGGUAGAAUUAAA
Molecule: messenger RNA, 459 nt
Organism: Ochlerotatus camptorhynchus
Lineage: Eukaryota; Metazoa; Arthropoda; Insecta; Diptera; Culicidae
Product: NADH dehydrogenase [ubiquinone] 1 alpha subcomplex subunit 7-like
Exons: 4
Coding region: 91-393 (100 amino acids)
Biological process (GO): ATP synthesis coupled electron transport; mitochondrial electron transport, NADH to ubiquinone
Cellular component (GO): mitochondrial inner membrane
Source: RefSeq, a predicted model, not a curated record